AUGCAGAGAAACCAUGACAUCUUUAGACCUUUACCUGGACAAGACAAAGCCAUCAGAACUGUGCUGACAAAGGGAGUCGCUGGCAUUGGAAAAACAGUCUCUGUGCAGAAGUUCAUCUUGGACUGGGCUGAAGGGAAAGAGAAUCAGGACGUCCAGCUCAUAUUUCCACUUCCUUUCAGAGAGCUCAAUUUGAUGAAGGACAAAACACUCAGUCUUUCGGGUCUUCUUAAUUCCUUUUUUUCCAAAACAAAAGAAAAGGAAAUAUCCAUUGAGGAAAAUAAAGUAUUGUUCAUCUUUGAUGGUCUGGAUGAGUGUCGUCUGUCUCUGGACUUUAAGAGCAAAGUGAAACUGUUCAUCCAGGAGCCUUUUCAUCAUGUGCCACAUCCCAGUGUUCUGCUGGAUCUCAGCCGCUGCUUUGUUCAUCUGAGCAUCCAGGAACAUCUAGCAGCUCUAUAUGUUCACUUCUCCUUUACAAUCAAGAGGAGAAAUGUGUUUGACCAAACCAAACAAAGUCUGUUGCCUAAGAUUUUUAAGCAGAAAAAAUAUAAUUCAUUAUCUGAACUACAUCAGAGAGCUGUGAAUGAGGCUUUACAGAGUAAGAAUGGACAUCUGGACCUUUUCCUGCGUUUUCUUCUGGGUCUCUCACUGGAGUCCAAUCAGACUCUCUUACGAAAACUACUGCCACAGACAGGAAGCUGCUCCUACAACAAAGAGGAAACAGUUCAGUACAUCAAACAGAAGAUCAGAGAAAAUCGCUCUCCAGAGAAAUCCAUCAAUCUGUUUCACUGUCUGAAUGAACUGGGUGAUGAUUCACUGAUGAAGCAGAUCCAAGAUUACCUGAAAUCUGGAGAAAUAAGAGAAACCAAACUCUCCUCUUCACAGUGGUCAGCUCUGGUUUAUGUUUUGCUGACGUCAGAAGAGAAGAUGGAUGUGUUUGAUCUAAAACUGUUUGUUGGAAAACAACAUAAAGCAGAUGAAGUUCUUCAGAAUCUGUUACCUGUGGUUAAAGAAUCCAGAUCAGUUCGGCUAUGUGGAUGUGAUCUCACUGCUCAGUCUUGUGAAAGUUUGUCUUCAGCUCUACAAUCCUCAAACUCUGUCCUGAGAGAGCUAGACCUGAGUAACAAUGACCUAAAGGAUUCAGGAGUGAAGCUUCUUUCUGAUGGACUUAAGAGUACAAACUGUCAGCUGGAGAUUCUGAGGUUGUCUGGCUGUAUGGUGACAGAGAAAGGCUGUCGUUAUGUGUCUUUAGCACUGAGUUCAAACCCCUCACACCUGAGAGAGCUGGAUCUGAGCUACAAUCACCCAGGAGAUUCAGGAGUCAAGCUGCUUUCUGAAAAACUGGAGGAUUCAAACUGCUCAUUGGACAAACUCGAUGUGGAUUAUGGAGAAGAGUGCAGGAUUAAAGCAGGACUAAAGAAAUGGUUGUGUUUUUUCACACUGGAUCCAAACACAGCAAACACUCGUCUCAUUCUGUCUGAGCAGAACAGAAAAGUGACAAAUGUGGAACAAUAUCAGCUGUAUCCUGAUCAUUCCGGCAGAUUCGAUGUGCAUCUUCAGGUGUUGUGUAGAGAGAGUGUGUGUGGACGCUGUUACUGGGAAACUGAGUGGAGUGGAGAUGUGUAUAUAUCAGUGUCAUAUAAGAGCAUCAGCAGGAAGGGAUGGGGUAAAGAGUGUUGGUUUGGAUGUAAUGAUCAGUCCUGGAGUUUGAUCUGCUCUCCUGACAGUUACUCAUUCUAUCACAACGACAUAGAGACUUGUCUCCCUGUGAAGCCCAUCAUCAGCAGUAGAAUAGGAGUGUAUGUGGAUCACAGUGCAGGAACUCUGUCCUUCUACAGCAUCUCUGACACAACAAGUCUCAUCCACACAGUCCAGACCACAUUCACUCAGCCGCUCUAUCCUGGGUUUACUGUUCAUUUGAAAUCAUCAGUGAAACUGUGUUGA
This is a messenger RNA of Sinocyclocheilus rhinocerous, 1941 nucleotides long. RefSeq names its product protein NLRC3-like. The record is from RefSeq and is a predicted model, not a curated record. The transcript has 6 exons. Gene Ontology annotation, molecular function: protein binding. The coding region runs from base 1 to 1941 and encodes 646 amino acids. Lineage: Eukaryota; Metazoa; Chordata; Actinopteri; Cypriniformes; Cyprinidae.